UAAAAUUAGAAUGUUUCGAAUAAGCAACUAUAGUUUGUUGUUGUUUUGUUACUCAAGUUACUAUUCUUUUGUGUGGGGUUUAAGAAAAAAUGCCACUAAAACUAUCAAAUGUCUGGAAGACAUGCUAAAUCAGUGUCCGCCUAAUUCUAUAUGUGAUGAUGGAACAUGCAUUUGUUUGAAACAGUUUGUUUAUAAUACCGAUUUCAACGAAAUCGACAAAACGGAGCUUUGCAUCAGCCGAGAUGCAGCGCAGUCUGCAGCAGACAAUAAAUCGAUCACCUUCGAUAAAGUUUUCAAAGAAGCUCCCGAGACUCACCAUAUCCUGGGUGGAAUUUUGAUUCCAAUAUCCAUAGUGCUAGUGAUGCUAUCAGCCAUUGUCCUAACAAAGAAAUUGCAUCUGCUGCAAAAAAUUCGGCAAAUGAUCUUUUCGAGCCGCGCGAGAAGGCCCGCAUAUGAAGAUGUUGUUUUAGUAGGCUAUGAACAAUAAUUCCAAAGAAUCAAGGAAGGAAUAUGUAUAAUUGCAUUGUUAUAUGAAUACAUAUAUACACGCACUAUAUAUGAAUAUAAACAAGUUCAUAUAUAUGAAUUAUAUAUAGUAUUUAUAUAGGUAUAUGAUUAUAUGUAGCUCCGAACGAAAGCAUCACAGAAUGUUUUUUGCAACUUUUGAAUCCUUACGCGACGUGACUGAAUCACUAAAAAAAUGUACAUUGCAAUCAAUCAUAUACAUUAUAAACGAUUAAUGUGUAAAGAAAAUUAAAUCGCGUCUAUGAAUGUCAAGUUAAUUAUGAUCAUCAGUGUUAUCACCUUCAGUUGUAUAUAGUACGGAAUAAAAUAUAUAUUGUAUAUAUAAAAUUAACUAACAAUAUUAUGGCAUUGUAAUCAAUAGCAUUUAUUCUGACAAUGCAAUAAUG
Messenger RNA from Sabethes cyaneus, 911 nucleotides. RefSeq lists its product as uncharacterized. The record is from RefSeq and is a predicted model, not a curated record. The transcript is spliced from 3 exons. The coding region runs from base 11 to 487 and encodes 158 amino acids. Lineage: Eukaryota; Metazoa; Arthropoda; Insecta; Diptera; Culicidae.